AUGAAUCGAUCCAGAUCCAGACAAAGUAGAAACAUUCGAAAUUCAAAACAAUUAACAAAUUCACCUAUAAAAAGAAAAAAACAAUUAUAUAAAUCUAAUUCAAUUUCCACACCACCUAUUAGAAGAACUUAUAAACGAUCACCAAGAAAGACUUUGCUUCAAAUAUCCAACGAUAACAAUGAUAAUCGAUCGGUUAAAGAGGAAGUGGACAAAGUAAAGUUAAGUUUAUUAUCGAAUUUAAAAAAUGGUGACAUAAGGCAAGAAAACAAUGAAGAUGAAAUUAUGGUGGUAGAUUUACAUAAUUCACGCGUGAAAAUACCAUCAUCAUCAUCGGAGGAUGAAUUGGAACAACAACAGGAUAAUGAUGUUAAAGUAUCAAAUGUUCAAAGUAAAAAUGGUAAAAUUUCUUCUAUUCUGAUGGAAGAAGACGAUGGUCAGAUUAUUGAAGAAUCUAAUUUAUUAAAUGUUAAUGUAAAUGAAAAAAUGGAAGAUAUAAUGAAUUCAAAUUUUGAAGAAAUUGAUGGUACUGAAUCAGAAAACAAUAAUAUUUCUGAACAAGAUGAAGAAACGAUAGAAAGUACAUCACUCAAUGGAGAACAAGAAUCAUUGAAGAAUAUGAUUUUUAAAGAUAAAAAAGAGAUUAGAGAUCAGGAGCCAAUUCCAUUAUUAUCACGUCCGAAUGCUGCAAAACAAUUUCGUGAUUAUUAUAUGGCACAGAUGACUCGAGCCUUUGGAAAUGAAUUAGAUAUAAUUCGAAAGGUAUUGAGUUAA
Molecule: messenger RNA, 771 nt
Organism: Diversispora eburnea
Lineage: Eukaryota; Fungi; Glomeromycota; Glomeromycetes; Diversisporales; Diversisporaceae
Source: the annotation of a GenBank genome assembly